Messenger RNA from Apis dorsata (giant honeybee), 4039 nucleotides. Its product is annotated as cell division cycle and apoptosis regulator protein 1-like. Gene Ontology annotation, biological process: regulation of DNA-templated transcription. The record is from RefSeq and is a predicted model, not a curated record. Gene Ontology annotation, cellular component: nucleus. The coding region runs from base 1 to 3534 and encodes 1177 amino acids. The transcript is spliced from 15 exons. Lineage: Eukaryota; Metazoa; Arthropoda; Insecta; Hymenoptera; Apidae.
AUGAGUAAUCUUUCACCAUUUGGAGGUGGCAAAAAUCCACCAUGGGUUCGUAAUGCAGGACAAGGAAUUCAAAAUAUUCAACAACAAAUGUUAGGUCAAGCAAUGGGUAGUAUAGGUGGCCAACCUAUGGUUCAAUAUCAACAACAAACGCAACAAGUUUAUCAACAAAGUUUGGGAUUACAACAGCCCAAUAUAACAAUGGCUUCAAUGGCAACACUUGGAUCUAACUUACCAUCAGGUAUAGCUGGUCAAUUAUAUCCACAAGUUGCUACUGUUUCUUAUCCACCACCAAGAGCAUUAAAUACAAAUGCAUUUCAACCUUCUGUUGCUGGUGUACCACAACAAGUACAACAAAAUGUACCUUCAUCUUCUACAAAACAAAGAGUUUUUACUGGCACAGUUACACAAGUAUAUGACAAUUUUGGUUUUGUAGAUGAAGAUGUAUUCUUUCAAACAAAUGCAUGUGUUAAAGGAUCUAAUCCUGUUGUGGGUGACCGAGUAUUAGUAGAAGCAUCAUAUAAUCCAUCCAUGCCAUUUAAAUGGAGUGCUACUAGAAUACAAGUACUUCCUAUGGGAAAUAAUAAUAAUAAUACUAAUACACAGCAAAAUAAUCAAAAUACUCGCCAACAACAACAACAAUCCCAACCACAACAAAAUCGAACAUCAGGAACAUAUAAUGCUGUGCCCCCUCCUGCUGAAAAUGCUAAUAAUAGAUUCACAACUAGUGCAACAAGUGCUAAUACAGCUAGUAAUCGAAAUAAAGUUGGUAGAGUAAGAGAAAGAUCUCCACGAGAACGAAAAAAUGAAGAAGAAGAAAUUGAAAGAAAAAGACGCCGUGAAGAAAGAAUUAGGGAACGCGAGAAAAAAGAGGAACGUAGUCCAUCAAGAACUAGAAGAAGUAAAUCACCAAGACCAAGACGACGUACUAGAGUUGUACCGCGUUACAUGGUACAGAUACCAAAAAUAGCACUUGAUUUACCUGAAGCAGAUGUACUUGAAAUAAGAAGACGCUAUCAAAAUAUGUAUAUUCCUAGCGAUUUUUUUUCUACUAAUUUUCGAUGGGUUGAUGCCUUUCCUCCACAUAUGCCAUUUGCUCUUAAUAAGCCAUGCUCUUUUCAUGUCAUGCACAAAGAUGUUGAUCCUUGUUCUGAAAAUAUAGCAGUACUAGAACCUUCAGAUGCUGAUUAUCUUUUUUCUGCAAAGGUUAUGCUGAUAUCUAUGCCUGCCAUGGAAGAAAUUUAUAAACGAUGUUGUGGUGUAUCUGAAGAUAGAGAUCCAGAUCGCGAUUAUGUACAUCCUACACGUUUAAUAAAUUUCUUAGUAGGCUUACGGGGUAAAAAUGAAACAAUGGCUAUUGGUGGACCAUGGAGUCCUUCUUUGGAUGGUCCUAAUCCUGAAAAAGAUCCAUCAGUAUUGAUUAGAACGGCAGUGAGGACUUGUAAGGCGCUCACGGGAAUAGAUCUAUCCAGUUGUACUCAGUGGUACCGCUUCCUGGAACUCUACUACAGACGUGCAGAAACGACCCACAAGUCGGGGCGAGUGGUGCCCUCUCGCGUUGAAACCGUCAUACUAUUUCUCCCAGAUGUUUGGAGCUGUGUACCCAUCAAAUUGGAAUGGGAUGGUCUGCAACUCAGCUAUAAGAAACAACUGGAGCGAAAAUUGCUGCGUGCUGCCUCUAGUCCCGACGAUUUGGAUGCUGCCAAUGACACUGAUGAGGCUGCCGUCGCUGAUCAAAAGGAUGAUCCAGUGCCAGAGAAAAAGGAUCCUACUCAUUAUUCUGAAUUGGAUCCAAAGUCUAUGAAUGUGACUGAACUACGACAAGAAUUAGCAGCUCGUAAUUUAAAUUGCAAAGGUUUAAAAUCACAAUUACUUGCAAGACUUAUGAAAGCAAUAACAUCAGAACAAGCUAAAGAAGAAGGAAGACAAGAUGAUAUAGAAGAAAAUGAUAAGGAUAUUUCACCUCCACCAAAAGAAGAAGAAGAUAAAAAAUUUAAAGAUAUUAAAGAUCAUGAUGAAGAUAGAAGAAAACUUUGUGAACGUGAACGCGCCGCUCUUGAAAAGCGAUAUACUUUACCUGAAUCAUCUCAUAUUAUUGUCCAUCCUUCCAGAAUGGCUAAAAGUGGAAAAUUUGAUUGUACUGUAAUGUCUUUGAGUGUUCUUUUAGAUUAUAGACCAGAAGAUACAAAGGAACAUUCCUUUGAGGUAUCAUUAUUUGCAGAACUUUUUAAUGAAAUGUUAAUGCGAGAUUUUGGUUUUCGAAUUUAUCGAUCAUUAUGUAGUCUUCCUGAAAAACCGAAAGAAAAAGAUGAAGAUAAAAAAAAGGAUAAAAAAGAUGAGAAAAGAGAUGAAAAAAAAGAUGAUAAAAGAAAAGAUGAUGACAAAAGAUGUAAGAAAGACGAGAGAAAAGAUGAUAAAAGAAGAGAAGGAAGUAAAGAUAAAAAAGAUGAAAAAGAUGCAAAAAACAAAGUAGAUGAUAGAGAUCGAGAGAAAGAAAAAAAUGAUGAUGACGAUGAUGAUGAAGAAGAUGAAUCUGAUGAUGAUGAUUCAAUUAAAGACGGUAGAAGAGAUAGAGAAAAAGAUGGAAGAAAAAGGAAAAUAAAAUUGUAUACACAUGAUCCUUACCUCUUAUUAUCUUUCGUUUAUUUCGAUCAAACUCAUUGUGGCUAUAUAUUUGAUAAAGAUAUAGAAGAACUUAUUUAUACUUUAGGAUUGAAAUUAUCAAGAGCACAAGUUCGUAAAUUAGUACAAAAGGUUGUAACAAGAGAUUCUUUGCAUUAUCGUAAAUUAACGGAUAGAUCGAAGGAAGAUGAUUUGAAGGACGAAAAAAAAGAUGAGAAGGAAAUUGAUAAAAUUGAUUCUACUAAAAUAGAAAAUGAAGAAGAAAUAUUACGUUCAUUAGCACUUGGAAAUAAAAAAUUGUUACCUGUGUUCGUUGGAAGUGGACCACCAUCAAAAAGAGUUCAUAGAGAAGAUGCAAUUAUAGAACAAUCUGAUGAAUCAAUUGUAUCAGAAGGAUUUGUUAUAUAUAAAGGUUCUUUAUUAGAUGUAGAAAAACUUGUUAGUCAAUUAAAAAGAUCAGAAAAAGCUCGAUUGGAUACGGAAGAGCGUCUGAUGGAAUUACAGCAUGAAUUAUGUAUAGUAAAUGAAAAAUCAACAAAACAAACAAAUAACAUCAAAGCUCUUUCCGAAGAUUUAAAAGUAUACAAAGAUAAAUUAAGAAACACGGAUGAAAAGCUCAAAAAAGUAUCGUCUGAAUGCCAUACAUACCUUACAGCAGUAAAAAAUAUGUAUCAUAUAGCAGCAAAAAUGAUGCAGUCUGAUACAAAAAAAGUAGAAGUUGUAGAAAUACAAGAUGAAAAAGUUAGUGAAGUUAAUGGAUCAGAAAUCGAAACAAAAUUUAAAAUGGAUAGUAGGUGGGGUGAUAACAAAGUUCCAAUAAAAAAAGAAUUCACAGAAAUGGAUAAAGAUAAAAAAUGUGACAAUAAAGUCUCAAUUAAAAAAGAAAUAAUAGAAACUGAUAAAGAAAAGAAAUAAAAAAAAAAUAUUCUUUAUUUCUUGUAAAAGAUGUGAACGCACUUUUAUUAAAUUAUAUAAGUAAAAAGGAAAUUAAAAAUGUGCUUAGUGAUAAAACAGCAACAGGGAAGUGAAUGGGAUAAAUUUUCCCAUAUGAAAGUAAAAAUGACUUUAAAGACUUGGUUUUAUAACUUUUUUCACUCAGUGACAAUAUAUAGUAAACCUGUUUCUGUGCAUAUUACGUUAGAAAUAAGGAAGAUCACGCGUUCAAAUAGUAUAAAUAAGUAAUUGAAUACAGAAGAAUUAGAACAAAUUCUUACACUGCAAUUUUUAAUAUAAAUUUGUCAAAUUUAAUGCAGAUAGACAAAAUUCUUAAGGAACUUUGAUUUGCCAUAAAGUGCCAGAUACUGAUAAACAGCUAUAUAUCGUGAUUUCAAAAUAAGUUCAUAUAAAUGAGUUCAUAUAAAUGAAUAUAAAUUAUCAUCAUAUAAUCAUUAAUAUAUCUUUAAAUUUUUGUCAUAUUUUU